Lynx canadensis (Canada lynx) is the source of this 1521-nucleotide messenger RNA. It is a transcript of the gene IGBP1, whose product is annotated as immunoglobulin binding protein 1. The transcript has 6 exons. Lineage: Eukaryota; Metazoa; Chordata; Mammalia; Carnivora; Felidae. The coding region runs from base 153 to 1172 and encodes 339 amino acids. Gene Ontology annotation, molecular function: protein phosphatase 2A binding. Gene Ontology annotation, biological process: regulation of dephosphorylation; regulation of signal transduction. The record is from RefSeq and is a predicted model, not a curated record. Gene Ontology annotation, cellular component: cytosol.
UUCCGGAAGUUCUUUGACGCUUUGGUAAUGACGGAGCGACUGGACCAAUACGGCACUCUUUCCGGUCUCGUUCACACUCGCCGAGUUCUCCUUUUCCAAGAUUGCCUUUGACCCCGGAAGUGAGGUUUUCCGCGUACCUUCCUCCCACCAAGAUGGCAACAGCAGAAGACGAGUUACUGCCACCGCGGCUUCCCGAGCUGUUUGAAACCAGCAAGCAGCUUCUGGACGAAGUGGAAGUAGCGACUGAGCCCACCGGUUCCCGGAUAAUCCAAGAUAAGGUGUUCAAGGGACUAGACCUCCUUAAGAAGGCUGUUGAAAUGUUAGCACAGCUCGACUUGUUCAGCCGAAAUGAAGAUUUGGAAGAGAUUGCUUCCACCGACCUGAAGUACCUGCUGGUGCCAGCAUUUCAAGGAGCGCUCGCCAUGAAACAAGUCAACCCCAGCAAGCGUCUAGAUCAUUUGCAGUGGGCUCGAGAACACUUUUUAAACUACUUAACUCAGUGCCAAUACUAUCAUGUGGCAGAGUUUGAGCUGCCCAAAACCAAGAACAACUCACCUGAUAAUAAUACUGCUAGUUCCUCCAUGGCCUAUCCUAGCCUCGUUGCAAUGGCAUCUCAAAGACAGGCUAAAAUAAAGAGAUACAAGCAGAAGAAGGAGGUGGAGCAUAGGUUGUCCGCACUGAAAUCUGCUGUGGAAAGUGGUCAAGCAGAUGAUGAGCGUGUUCGUGAAUAUUACCUCCUUCACCUUCAAAGGUGGAUUGGUAUCAGCUUAGAAGAGAUUGAGAGCAUUGACCAGGAGAUGAAGAUCCUGAGAGAAAAAGACUCCUCAAAACAGGUACCAACUUCUUACUCACCUCGUCAGGACAGGCCUCCAAUGAAACCCUUCAUUCUCACUCGGAACAUGACCCAAGCCAAAGUAUUUGGAGCUGGUUAUCCAAGCCUGGCAUCUAUGACAGUGAAUGACUGGUAUGAUCAGCAUCGGAAAUAUGGAGCAUUACCAGAUCAGGGCAUAGCCGUGACAACACCAGAGCUCAAAAGAACUGCUCAGGAACAUGAAGAUCAGGAACAAAAGGAGGAAGAAGAUGAUGAACACACACUCCACAGAGCUCGGGAGUGGGAUGACUGGAAGGACACCCAUCCCAGAGGGUAUGGCAACCGACAGAACAUGGGUUAGUCUUCCCACAACAAGACGGGACUACAGGGGCUCACACCUUCUGCAACAAGGAAAGCCAUGCUGUCUUCCUCUCCCUGGACUCCUGCUUCAGCUGUGUUCAAUGAAGAAAAAGAUGCUUAAUCUUGCUUUGUGUUCAAUAAAGUGUCAGCCAAUUUAAGUAUGUAUUUAUACUUUAGGUGAUGAGCCAGCAAUCUUGUUUUGGCAUUAUCAUCCUCAUCAUGGUGUAAUUCCAAUUUCUUAAGUAGAAAGACAAAAGUACUGAAAAAUUGCUCUGUAUAAUCAAUGGCUGUAUGAAUUAUCUUUAAAAAAAAUAAUAAAGUCCCUUCUAUUACAGGAGCCUGUGCAGAAA